Molecule: messenger RNA, 1121 nt
Organism: Lolium rigidum
Lineage: Eukaryota; Viridiplantae; Streptophyta; Magnoliopsida; Poales; Poaceae
Product: cytochrome P450 76C4-like
Exons: 1
Coding region: 364-918 (184 amino acids)
Molecular function (GO): monooxygenase activity; heme binding; iron ion binding
Source: RefSeq, a predicted model, not a curated record
UGAGCAUGUAGAAGAAAAAUGGAUUUUUGAGCUAAAUAAUAAAGUGGAUGUAAAUUUAUCGUCACAAAAAAUUAUAGGGAUCUUAGAAAAUAAAGAUCAAACUUGUACAUAUUCAAGAAUGUGUUGCUAUCUUAAAUAUGUCGCCUAUUUAUGGAGGGUCCGAUUAGAUAUUAUUAUUCGUGUGCACAUAGUUCAAAGUCAACUAGAAAACAUAUAUAUUCUUAUUAUACAUUAGCAAAUAUGUUCAUUGCAUAUGGUAAAUAUGUAUAUGACUACUAAUUACUUCGCAACACAUCUUAUGUUUUGUUGCAGGAUUUGUUUGUCGGGGGUAGUGACACAAGCUCUAGCACGGUGGAAUGGGCGAUGGUGGAGCUUCUCCGAAACCCAUCAUCAAUGGCGAAAGCCCAUGAGGAGCUCACACAAGUCAUCAACAUGAGGAGGAGCAUCAAAGAAUCUGAUAUUGACCAAUUGCCAUACCUUCAAGCCGUAGUCAAGGAGACAUUUCGGUUGCAUCCUCCGGUUCCAUUGUUGCUACCGCGGCAAGCCCAGGAAAAUGUAAGGAUCGCGGGUCUCAUGGUGCCCCAAGGCGCCCGUGUGCUGAUGAAUGUGUGGGCGAUGGGCCGAGAGGAAGGCAUCUGGCUUGAACCAGACAAGUUCAUGCCGGAGAGGUUUAUCGGGAGGACGGUGGACUACAAAGGUGGUGAUUUCGAGCUCCUCCCGUUCGGUGGAGGGAGGCGGGUGUGCCCCGGGAUGCCGUUGGCGAGCAGGAUGGUGCAUGUGGUCCUCGCAACAUUGUUGAAUCAGUUCGAGUGGAAGCUCCCGGUGGAGGUGGAAAGGGCAGGGAUUGAUAUGACUGAGAAGUUCGGGGUGAGCCUCACAAAAUUUGUUCCUCUUUGUCCUAUAGCUAUACCAAUUUGAGCGAAAAAUCAAUAUAAUAAUGUGUCAUCCUCAUUUGUCUCUUAGAACUAUACCUUACUAUGACGUGUGGGGUGUGCUUCGUCACAAAAUGAGCAGACCUUGUGAGGUAGGAUCCAAGUAUAUAUUUAAGAUCAAAUUUUGGAUGUGCCUUUUUGGUUUGCGUUUCCCGCAUGUAAAACUUAUGCAUCACGCAUUCGAAUGGA